AAAAGCAAGCGAACAAACCCAUCUCUCUCUCUCUCGCUCUCGCUCUGCCUUACAGUCUCUCCUUUGCUUUGCUCAAGUGAAAAGCUUCCAAGAAAAGCGAAAGAGGAAGAGGAAGGAAGAACCAGCGACCCUUUUCUUCCUCUUCUUAUCUGUACACUUCCUUCACCUGUGACCUGGGGGCUGGCUACCGGCGUAUGAUUGACUGAACACAGCCAAAGCUUUCUUCCCUGUCACAUUCUCCACCCCGUUCUUCAUUUACUAAAACCAUCACCUUCUCGUUUCGGUCUCUCUCUCUCUCUCUCUCUCUCUCUCUCUCUCUCGGGUCUUGCUUUCUUCCCCAUCCUCCUGUUUGUCGGAUUAGACCCUUUGAAAAUUGCAAUGUACCCCACAGUAGAGCCGCCCGUGUUCUGCUUUUCCCGGGGAAUGAGGGAAAGUUGAGCUGAGUAGAAGCUCAAGAAAAAAGCGAUCUUUUCUCUCUCUUACCCAUAUAUCUUCUUCUGGGUUUGAUUCUUCCUUCUGGGCUGUUGAAAUUGGAGCAGCUCUGGGAUGAGGAAGCACGGAUGGCAACUUCCAUACCAUCCCCUGCAGGUGGUGGCAGUUGCUGUUUUUCUGGCAUUAGGGUUUGCUUUCUAUGUCUUCUUUGCACCCUUCGUCGGGAGGAAGAUGUUUCAGUAUGUGGCGAUGGGAAUCUACACUCCUCUGAUUAUGUGCGUGUUCGGUCUGUAUAUCUGGUGCGCUGCUGCAGACCCUGCAGACCCAGGAGUUUUUAGGUCGAAAAAGUAUCUCAACAUACCUGACAGUGCGAAGCAUAAUCAGUCAAAGAGCACUAAGCUAGGGGGAGAAUCGGUUUCUUCUAUGCAAGAUGCAAGUUCUGCUGCACUAGGUGGGAAAGCUCUCGAUGCACAUGCAACGGCUUUUGAAGUGAAAGAGGCGUCAACUGAAAUGGAAAAAAAUAAUGCGUCUUCACAGGAUUCAUCUUGCUUCCUCUGGGCCCUCGCCCCUUGUUACUUCAUUUGCAAGUGCUGUGGUUCAGGGGAAGAAUCUUCUGAGCAUCAGGCUAGUGAGGAUGGAAUGUUCUACUGCAGUUUGUGUGAAGUAGAGGUUUUCAAGUACAGUAAACAUUGUAGAGUUUGUGACAAAUGCGUGGAUCGAUUUGACCACCACUGCAGGUGGCUCAACAACUGUAUAGGUAAAAGGAACUAUCGACAAUUUUUCACUCUCAUGGUUUCUGCUCUUCUAUUGCUUAUUCUACAGUGGGCAACUGGUAUUCUUGUGCUUGUGUGCUGUUUCCUCCAGAGGAAGAGGUUCACUGUUGAAAUUGCCUCCAAGCUAGGAAGCAGCUUCUCUUUGGUGCCUUUUAUUAUCGUAGUGGCUGUCUGCACCUUCCUGGCUAUGCUUGCUACUUUGCCACUUGCUCAGCUAUUCUUCUUUCACAUACUUCUUAUAAAGAAGGGAAUCAGCACAUAUGAUUACAUAAUAGCUUUGAGGGAGCAGGAGCAGGAGCAACAAGGAGUUGGAGGUCCUCAAAGUCCGCAAAUGUCUCCAAUGAGCUCUAUCACUGGAUUAAGCAGUGCAAGCUCUUUCACGACUUUCCGUCGGGGAGCAUGGUGUACACCUCCCCGUCUUUUCCUGGAAGAUCAGUUUGAUGUUGUACCUCCCGACACCGGUUCUGUUAGUUCUCUAGGCAAAAAGACGGCAAGAGAGGAAUCAAUCAAGAAAAAGAAUCCUGGAGCGGUGAAGAUCAGCCCAUGGACCCUGGCCAGAUUAAAUGCAGAAGAGGUCUCGAGAGCCGCUGCAGAAGCCCGAAAGAAGUCCAAAAUCCUACAGCCUGUUGCAAGAAGGGAAUCCAUGCUGGCCCUUGAAGCCGACAGAAGCUUUGGGAGUAGUGGCCGGCGAAUGAUUCCUUGUCCUGACAGUAACCGAAGGCGACCCAGCAAGCGGGUGAGGCUCCCAGCUGAUUUGGCAAUGGAGCCCUUGGCUGACCUUUCAUCUAGAACUGCUAGCAAAGGCUUCUCAGAGACGUCCAGUAGCCUGGCUCCUCUUCAGCUUGAGGCACGGAGUGCCUUCCAAACAAGCCGAGCCAUGUCAAGCUCAGCUGAGAUUGUGGGCUCUUCGCCUGAGAGCAGCUUGGACUCCCCUGAUAUCCACCCAUUCCGGGUCUCUUCAUCAGGGCCUGAGGAGGCAAGGCAGCUAACUGGACUUUCUGUCGCAGGGUCCGCUGCAAGGAAAGGGAUUCCAUUGUCGAGGUCAGCUAGCGAUGGGUAUGAAGCAUCGGGCGAAGAUAGCGAUAGGGUUCCAUCUAGACUUGUGCAGAGGUCGUCGAACUGGAGUAACCUUCUUUUCGGGUAUAAUCAAGAUGAGAGGAUUGCGAGACUACAAGGGUCAUCCUCUUCAGCCCAGAUUGAUAACAGAAAGCUUUGAACUUUACAGAGUCGGUUCUUCCUGAUUCACCUUGGAACCCAAUGUUCACAGCUCACUAUUCUUUCAUUCAUGGAAAACAUGAUUCGCUCGCCCCAAAGGUACUAACGGGAGAUCUCAGCUUUUGCACUUUGGACAAGGACUCAUUGGCCACAUUGGGGCUCUCGUUGAAUAUCUGUUUCGAUCUGGCAUCCCGGAAGCUGUAAAUGAGUUUUUUCAACAUUUUGUAAUUGAAUGACAUUGCCCAUUGUUUUGUGUAUGAACCGUGUGAUGAAUUAUGAGCCUUAUUGUCUCUUAAGAAAUUCAAUGAUGUGGAAUGCAAA
Molecule: messenger RNA, 2741 nt
Organism: Punica granatum (pomegranate)
Lineage: Eukaryota; Viridiplantae; Streptophyta; Magnoliopsida; Myrtales; Lythraceae
Source: RefSeq, a predicted model, not a curated record